Molecule: messenger RNA, 549 nt
Organism: Caenorhabditis bovis
Lineage: Eukaryota; Metazoa; Nematoda; Chromadorea; Rhabditida; Rhabditidae
Source: the annotation of a GenBank genome assembly
AUGGAAAGCCGUUCAGUUCAUGACGUUGCUCCGAUGGUCGACAACUCCGAACGCAUCAUCAAGUUCCAUACUAGAGAUAAUGAGAUCAUUGAGAUGCCACAAAAGUGGAUUAUCAUCUCGAAGACGGUCAAGGAUUUCCUGGUCGAGCAUGGCUUCGAGGACAAGGUAUGUGAAGUAACACAGCCAAUUCGUCUGGAGCACGUCUGCGCCGAAACGUUGCGCAUCAUUAUGAAAUGGUGUCAGCGUCAUCACACGGAGAACAUCCCGGCGUCGCACGAUCGCGGAGCUUCCGGGCAAUACAAGGGACUUGACGAUCCAUUCGACGCGUCUAUCAUGCCGUCAAAACAGGCGAUUCUGUUCGAACUCAUCAUGGCUGCCAAAUUCUUGCAGCUCAAUUAUCUUCGCGAUAUUUCAUGUAACUACUUGGUCUACAAUGCUGGACGCGUGGCUUUCGCCAAGCUUUUCGAUCUGUCCGGAAGAACUGAUGAUUCAGAGCCUCUCGACAUGGCCAGAUUCGAGGCGAUGAACGACGGAAAAUUGUCCUUCUAA